UCACGUGUGUACAUAACCUCUUUGAUUGUUUUUGAACUAUUAUAGAGCACAUUAUAUAUUUUCUUAAAUAGAAUUUAUCGAUCAAAUAAACAUUAAUUCUGUCGGUUUUCCAGUAAUAUCCUAUCUGUGAUUUAUCGUCUUUUAUUUUUAUAAUUAAUUAAGUUUUUCUAUACGGAUAAAUCAUUUCAUGAAGUACAAAAUCUGUGCUAAGGAUAAGAGGCUUUUUCCUCGAACUGAGAUCAGAGGAGUCUAGUUUACAUAAAACAAGUAAUACGCAGCUAUACAUUUUAAUCUAUAGCUAAAAAUACAACUAUGUUGGUUACUUCCAAAUAUGUUCUACAUGUAUCUUCUAAUAUACAAAGUAUGUGCCGACCAUUCAUUAAAAAGUACUCCUCAAAGUCGGACAAAAUUAAAAGAUUGAUGAAAGAAUAUAAAUUGAUAUUUGGUCCGUUAGUUGAAACAAAAUCCCAAAAGAAAAGGAGAUUGAAAUUAGAGAAGAAAGGGAAGAUACCCCGUGAAAAGACAAAUAUGAUACAUACAGAAUUCUUGUGGGUUAUGGAAAAUGCUCGUGAUAAGCUCACAAAGAUUACAAAGCCUCAAAACGAGCAGUCAAAUGAUACAGAUCAGAGUUCUAUAAAAAAAUUUAGCGAGAUGGAAUUUGAUGGUUCAACUGAUCAAAAUACAAACAAUCUUUUACAUUCUGAAUCUAGUCAGACUGCUCAGAAAAUAGACCUUAGAUCUAACACCACAUCUAUUUUGUCAGCGAAGAAUAGUAAUAACGAAGUUGCAUCGUCCAAUUCAAAUGUAUCUGAUAAUGAAAAUACAGUCACAAAAUGUGUGUCUUCUAAUUUUGAAAGAUUGCCUGACAUUAUUAUAAAACAUUUGCCAACUUUUCCAAUUAUGGGCAGCAAACAAGAACUUCCGACGCAGUCAACAGAAAUAUUAUCUAUAUCUGUUAGAGAUGAUCUUGAAACAAUAAGAUUUCCCAGUGUAACUAAGAUUCUUACACAAACCAUGUCACCAGAGUCGAAGCUGGCUCUAGAGGCAUGGAAGGAAAGAAUGAUAAAAAAGCUCGGGCAAGAAGGAUUUGAAAUGCAUCAGAAAGCAUUGUUAGAGGAUGGAUCAUCUUUGCAUUCGUGCAUAGCACAGGACCUGCUCGGGAAAGAGUAUGAGGUUCCUUCGAAGAUCGAGCCAGUUUUUAAAAGUGUCCAGGGUGUUUUGAAGGACGUGCACCACGUGAGAGCGAUCGAGACACACGUAGCUCACCCGAAAUUGCGUUACAAAGGAGUAGUCGACUGUAUAGCCUCUUAUAGGGGCGAAAAUUACGUAAUCGAUUGGAAGAAAUCAGACAGAAAGAAAUUGGACUUGAAGGGAACAUAUGACGCGCCUGUACAACUCGCCGCGUACAUCGGAGCUAUCAAUGUUUCCAAUUUAUAUCCCUUUGUGAUAAAACGGGGAUUACUCGUGAUUGCUUACACGUGCGGCGCACCAGCAACCGUGUACGAAGUGUCCGACAACACGCUGCAGCAAUACUGGACAGCAUGGCUGCGCCGCCUGCAGAAAUACUAUGUCGAAACGACGAACAGCGACGAAAACAUUUAUACCCCAAUAAAGCAUUAAUGUACCGCGUCGCAUAUAUUCAUUAAAAGUUCCGCACGCAAAGCCAAUUAAAUGCUUAUCCGUCAACCACAGGUAACUCCCGGCAGGAGUCGGCGGGAGAAGUUUUUAAUUCCAUCCUUUGCGCGUCAGAAGUUGCAAUAAUCUAUAGUCUUCGGGGAGUAGUUGGGAAAAGCCCUCCCAGAGUCCGUAGGAAACCAGAGGAUACAGCGAGAGAGAGAGAGAAAGGGAAACCGCGUCGAUACGCCGACUUAUUAAGCCCUGCGGUGGACUCGGCAUUUAUGAUUUAUGACAAACCUAUUCGCAUUUUCCGCGAGCACCGCUCGGAGUAACGGUUAUUAAGAAAAUACGCAAACUUAUUAUCGCGACACUGUAAUUUUGUACGAUACAUUUACGCUGUUAUUAAAAGUAUCACAAUUUAUGUGAGCUGUAUUUUUCUAAAGUUCGUAAAACCUCAGAACUGGCGAAGAUUAAUGUUCCCUGAUCGAGUUUGGAAAGUUCAACGAUUAAAGCUUUUUCCGAAGAAGAUACGUUUUUAUACAAGUUCACAGAUUCGAAGUAAACAUAUUAAUUUUUAUGCUUACAUUAUAUCGUUAUAUCGCUCUUAUCAAGAUAAAAAAGUGUUCCAUUUUAGAUUUUAAUUUUAGAUGCAAUUUGAUAAUCAAUACUGAGUUCGUUGAAAACUUGUUUCGCUUUUAAAAAUAAACCUUUGAUUUCACAGUCCCAUAUCGCAGGUGAAGAAUACUGUAAUACUAAAAACGUAAUGGUCGUGCCGGAAAAACCCGGUCAUCCCGGUCGUCGAGUUAACAUACUACAAUUAUAACUUUCGCCGGCAGGACAGAGAAAGCCUGAAGGGGGUGCUACGUUACGCGGCUCCCCGUUACAGGACCUUAUAAACAUUGCGACCCCUCGUGCGCCCUUGGGGAUCGUAAACUAAUGGUGAAGCGGUGUAGCAGAAUUAUAUCGUUCGUUGUUUCCGCAUACCUGGCUCGCACACAGAAACCGGGAGUAUCGCGUUAGGAUAUCAGAUAUUACGAACCGCAUCCUUUACGUCCAAACGGUCUGGGCCAUACAUGGCAGUAUCAAGUCGUAAUAACACUGUCAGAUAUAUUACCGUCAUCAUACAGCGCAAUGUGUUAGAUUUUCACAUUUUUGUUUUAUUUUUUUUCAUCACAUUUCUUGUUGGCGAAAAUACGUGCCGCGAAAUGUUCGCUACUUUUUACUAUAUUUAUUUUUGGAUACUAAAUUUUGAA
This is a messenger RNA of Temnothorax curvispinosus, 2870 nucleotides long. RefSeq names its product mitochondrial genome maintenance exonuclease 1-like. Gene Ontology annotation, molecular function: single-stranded DNA exodeoxyribonuclease activity. Gene Ontology annotation, biological process: mitochondrial DNA replication. NCBI's taxonomy places the organism in Eukaryota, Metazoa, Arthropoda, Insecta, Hymenoptera, Formicidae. The coding region runs from base 313 to 1620 and encodes 435 amino acids. The record is from RefSeq and is a predicted model, not a curated record. Gene Ontology annotation, cellular component: mitochondrion. The transcript is spliced from 5 exons.